Molecule: messenger RNA, 1839 nt
Organism: Paraphaeosphaeria sporulosa
Lineage: Eukaryota; Fungi; Ascomycota; Dothideomycetes; Pleosporales; Didymosphaeriaceae
Exons: 1
Coding region: 100-1614 (504 amino acids)
Cellular component (GO): nucleus; cytoplasm
Molecular function (GO): protein binding
Source: RefSeq, a predicted model, not a curated record
AAAACGCCAAAGGCUGGUUAGUAGAUAUAUGUCAUAUCAUCAAGCGACGAGGAAAACUGACAAGAUCGAAGCACGGCCUUGGUGCAAGUCUGUCAUCUUAUGGGUCAAAGUCCACAAUUGUGUGAUAGACUUCGACCUGUGGCCGAUGUUAUCAUUCAACAUAAUGCGGAUUUGACCAUUAGCGACCAGGAAGGAAACUCCGCAUGUACUUUGAUCUUCCAGAACCGGGGUGGUUUAUCUUACCUCGAGGAGUUCGUUUAUCGAUACAUAGACCUCUUAGCUCUGCAUGAUAUGGAGACGGUCGAUUACUGGUUGAUAACAGCACUAGCCAGAGCGUAUCCGACUUUUCGGAGAUGUCUAGAGGCUGAGAACGAGUCGUUCCGAACCGCGCCGCGUCUGGCACUGAAACAAGCUCGCCCGUCGGCUUCAUUAACAGAGCUUGACUUGAGUGUGCAAAUGGAAAGCAUAAAAAAUGCCGAAGUCAAACAUCGAACUCGGUUCUUGCAGUCGUUGUGCGCGAAAGGCACCCUCGAGAUGGUGAAGCCGUUCUUGGCCAUCGGGCUGGACUUGAAUGAGAUUGAGGCCGUGCAACAUCAAACGUAUCUGAGGGCGGCCGGGAGGGCAGGCAAUAUGGAGGUUGUCGACGCAUUGAUGAAAGCUGGAGCGUCUGUUGACGGAGUAUCAGACUUCAACCAUCCAUAUAGCAUUGUUAAUGGGGUAGUGGAUGAGAUAUUUGAUCGUUGGAAUUGUUUGCGACACGGCCGUCCGGACGUUGAUGCACAUGGGCACUCCGAAGGAGCAGAAUUCUGGAUUCUACCUCGAUUGCUGCAGAAUCCGACGUUUAACGACCCAAACGUCUUGCUGCUAGCCGUCUGGUAUGAGCUAGAUCAUGCCAUCUUUGAAACCCUCCUGGAUCAUGGAUGUGGGCGAAGAGACGGACAGAAGCCGAUGUCUUGGCAACUACGCCGAUACGGAAGCGAAGUGAUUGAGGCGAUCAAGUGUGACAAUCCAGUCGUGACGAGGAUGCUGGAGCACGGACUAGCGCUGGAGGUGGAAGACGGCUGGGGUUGCACUGCCUUGAUUCACGCUUUGGACAAGGGCAUAGGAAGAGAGAAUUAUACUCAAGCGGUAGUUACCGCGGGUGCAGACUUGGAGAGGAGGACCGGAUGCGGGUACACACCACUCGAAUUUGCUGAAACAAAUAUGCGGGCACGCCACCCAAGGAUGCCGCAGAGGACGUGGAACACGAAGUCGCUCGAAGUAUGCAACUCGCGACUCAUCUCUGUGGAGGAGGACCGGGCGACAUACAUCAUGUUGAAGCGGGCGAUUGGCGAGCGUAAAGGGCAUCGUGCCACAUUGAGUACGUGUAGGUUCCAAUAUCAUAAUUCUUCACUGACCUCCAACCGCGUAGAAAUCCCCUCGAGCAACGACUCCUUCUUCAGCAUCCGAAGUGUACUUCAUAGCAGUUAUAUCGGGAUUGAGCGAGAUUGGUCCGACGUCCAGCUCACGGUACUAGGUACAAUCUUGACUGCUCUUAGCUUGGUAUGGGUGAAGAUGGUGGCGGCUCUAUGGAAGUUGUUCAGCACUAGGCGAGGUGCGAGAACGAAAUUGUGAGAUGAGAUGUCUACUAUGUCCGAAUCCUAGAAGUAUAAGGCAUGAGGCGUACGACGGGCACCUCUAGCAAGUGGCAGGUGGCACGGUGCUAGCGUACCGCAGCGUCAUCGCUCCCACCGGUUCACCUCAUUUGCACCCAACAAUCGUCUGGGAGCCAUGCAUGCCUUGAAGAAACGAUGGAACACCAACCCGAACUUAGCAUGCACAUCUUCCUGCCCGGUCUUA